CAGAAAUGAUCUGAAGGCACCUGUACUCCUGAAAAGCAUCUGUACUACACUACUGAAUAUAACCUGAUUUCCAUUGGUUGUGCAUCAGAGGGAUUUGUUCUAUAUCAGGAUGCAGACUAUUGCAGCGCUUAUUUUCAUUUUAACUGUUCAAGUUGCCCUCGGACAGGAACACAGAGUAGCGUUUAAAGGACUGAAAUAUCCAUUGGAUAUGGAACUGAAGUCUGUUGAUGACCAAUAUGAGGGAUGUACAGCGAACAUGGCACACCUCGUGGAGACAGAAUUUCUAGAGAAAGAAAUCUCGGAGGAUUCGACUUUUGCAACAGUUUGGAAAGACGGUGUAAGAAAGGCCAAAGCACCUGAAGACAACUUGACACAGAACCAUUCAAUCGCCAUUUAUGUGUACACUAGUAACAGAGUAUAUAGUGAUUUCAACAAUGCUGUUCGUAGUGAUAAACAGGAAUACAAAGACAUGACAUACGGAUGGUAUUCACUUCACUUUUUGUUGACAGACACGAUACAGAUUCUGAAGAAAAGACAAAAGAAAUGCCAAAAUACUUUUCGUGGUGCUUAUGUUGAAUAUAAUAAGGGUGUUCUGAACAAAGAGGUUCGUUUUGGCUCAUUUGCAUCCUCUUCUCUCAGUCAAACUGUAGCAAAGAAAUUUGGAGAUAAAUCUUGUUUUGAAAUUGAAACUUGUGAAGGUGCUGAACUGACAAAAUAUUCUGUCUUUCCUGGAGAGAAAGAGGUGCUGAUUCCUCCAUAUGAGAAUUUUAAAGUCACUGAUAUCAAGAAAGGUUCCUGGUGUGACACUGUGUAUGUGCUGAAAAGUUCUGGAAGGAGAAGUGAUCUGAACUGUGCUGUGGCAUCAGAAUUAUGUGACCUCAGGGUUAAAAACUCUGUAAAACGAAGUGACCUCAUUUGUCCUGUGGGAUCAGUCGAGUCCCAGAUACAUCACCGAUGUCAAUAUUUCUGGCUCGCAAGCAUUUACAUCUUCUUUCAUUACUUUGGUUUCUUUUAA
Xyrauchen texanus (razorback sucker) is the source of this 1015-nucleotide messenger RNA. RefSeq names its product GPI-linked NAD(P)(+)--arginine ADP-ribosyltransferase 1-like. Gene Ontology annotation, molecular function: NAD+ poly-ADP-ribosyltransferase activity; NAD+-protein-arginine ADP-ribosyltransferase activity. Bases 110 to 1015 code for a protein of 301 amino acids. Lineage: Eukaryota; Metazoa; Chordata; Actinopteri; Cypriniformes; Catostomidae. The record is from RefSeq and is a predicted model, not a curated record. The transcript has 3 exons.